Lates calcarifer (barramundi perch) is the source of this 7438-nucleotide messenger RNA. It is a transcript of the gene clcn2c, whose product is annotated as chloride channel 2c. Gene Ontology annotation, biological process: transmembrane transport; chloride transport. The record is from RefSeq and is a predicted model, not a curated record. Gene Ontology annotation, molecular function: voltage-gated chloride channel activity. NCBI's taxonomy places the organism in Eukaryota, Metazoa, Chordata, Actinopteri, Centropomidae. Gene Ontology annotation, cellular component: membrane. The transcript has 25 exons. The coding region runs from base 874 to 3618 and encodes 914 amino acids.
UGUGAAGAGAGAGUAAGAAUAAAGCUAUUAUAAGGAAUAUAUAGUAAUAAAGCUAAUAAAAUAAGGCUAACAUAAAAUAAAUAAACAAGUAGCUAAAUGCAACAAAUGCCACAAAGAUUACAGUAAUGUAGGUAUAUACAAUAUACAACAAUACGAACUGUAAUUUAGUAGCAUAGUUGGAAUAAAAUAAGUACAAGAACAAGAAGUAAAGUGAUAAAGUGAAAUGGCAUAUAAAGUGAUAAGUGGCAUUAUGGCCUCAGGACACAGUGUCUCCACUGUCCCUCUCACGACCAGAGGUAGAUGAAUUAAACAGUAUAUAUGGGAACAAUAAAACAAUAAUUCACACAUUAACCCUUUAAAUGAUUCGUUCUAAUGAAGAAGGCUGUAAGUAUCAUCAGCAUUUAGUGGUGGAGUGUAAGUGAAGGAUCAAUCCACCUGGACUCCACCAAUUUUGUAUUAAUAGCUAUAUUGGCUUAUGUUACCUAUGACCUAUAUGCCUAAAUUGUCAAAACAAGAGAUACAAUCCCAGAAUGAAUGUUGUUCAUGAAUAGCCUUAAACAACCCAGACAAAGUAGUUCCUUCUGAUCUGAUUGACACAUGGACUGGAUGGGAGGGUCGAUUCCACUUGAAACCACUGAAGUCCCGCCUCACAGUGUGUAUCUUGCUGGGGACAUGAGGCUAUAAAAUGAAGGAACUUACUGUAACUGGGACGCACUCUGUAGUUGGAGUUCUCUUUGUGAACUCCCAUACAGAAACUAAAGUCAGUCCAAUGCUUUAAUCACUGCUCACACCGAGAGAUAUCGCGGUCGGUUUCCUCUCACUUCCAAGCUGAAAACAUUUCACCAAGUCGCCGGGUAGAGACAGAGCAGAGCCAUGGCAGGGGACGGGUCAGACCAGCGGGCGUUGCAGUAUGAACAAACUCUGAUGUAUGGGCGCUACACACAGGAGCUCGGGGUGUACGCCAAAGAGGAGGCAGCUCGACUGAGAGAGAGUGGGCAGAGGCGAUCGGUCAGCGACCGAAGUCGGACCUUGGACCUGCUUGAGUACGACAAAGGACGCUGUGCCAAGUGCCGCAUCUGCACUGUUCGCUGUCAGAAGUUCCUGAUCUCGCGGGUCGGGGAGGACUGGAUCUUCCUCAUCCUGCUGGGACUCCUCAUGGCCCUGGUCAGCUGGGUGGUGGACUUCUGCAUUGCCAUCUGCCUACAAGCACAGAAGUGGAUGUACGGUGGUCUGGACAGUAAUGUGUUCCUGCAGUAUCUGGCCUGGGUCACUUACCCUGUAGUCCUCAUCACCUUCUCUGCUGGCUUCACACAGAUCCUCGCCCCGCAGGCUGUUGGUUCAGGUAUUCCAGAGAUGAAGACCAUCCUGAGAGGAGUGGUGCUGAAGGAAUAUCUCACCUUCAAAACGUUUGUGGCCAAAGUCAUCGGUCUCACCUGCGCUCUGGGCAGCGGCAUGCCUCUGGGCAAGGAGGGUCCAUUCGUACACAUCGCCAGUUUGUGUGCUGCUCUCCUCAGCAAGUUCAUGUCUCUGUUUGGAGGAAUUUAUGAGAAUGAGUCGAGGAAUAUUGAGAUGCUGGCAGCAGCCUGUGCUGUAGGAGUGGGCUGCUGUUUUGCUGCCCCCAUAGGAGGAGUGUUGUUCAGUAUUGAAGUAACAUCCACAUUCUUUGCGGUGAGGAACUAUUGGAGAGGUUUCUUUGCUGCUACCUUCAGUGCCUUCAUCUUCAGAGUACUGGCUGUUUGGAACAGAGACGAAGAGACCAUCACAGCCCUGUUUAAAACCCGUUUCCGGUUAGACUUUCCUUUUGACCUCCAGGAACUUCCUGCUUUUGCUGUUAUUGGCAUUGCCAGUGGUUUUGGAGGGGCUUUGUUUGUGUAUCUGAACCGACUUAUUGUCCAGUUCAUCAGGAAACAGAAGGCCAUUAACAGAUUCCUCAUGAAAAAACGUCUGCUGUACCCAGCAUUGGUUACUUUACUUGUUUCCACACUAACAUUUCCCCCUGGCUUUGGGCAGUUCAUGGCUGGCAAGCUCACCCAGAAGGAGUCUCUGGUGACUUUACUGGACAACCGGACAUGGGCCAAACAGGGCAUCGCUGAGGAAUUUGACUACAUCGGACACUCCCAAGCCUGGAAACACCCGCAGGUCAACGUCUUUGUCACCCUGGUCCUCUUCAUCGUCAUGAAGUUCUGGAUGUCUGCCCUGGCCACCACAAUCCCAGUGCCCUGCGGAGCCUUCAUGCCAGUAUUUGUCAUUGGGGCAGCUUUUGGUCGUCUGGUUGGAGAAAGCAUGGCAGCCUGGUUCCCAGAUGGCAUUCACACAGAUGGCACCAUCUACCCCAUCGUGCCAGGAGGCUAUGCUGUCGUGGGUGCGGCAGCCUUGUCAGGAGCAGUCACCCACACAGUUUCCACCGCGGUCAUUGUGUUCGAGCUGACUGGCCAGAUCUCCCACAUCCUGCCGGUGAUGAUAGCGGUGAUCCUGGCCAACGCUGUGGCCCAGUCCCUGCAGCCCUCCCUCUAUGACUCCAUCAUCAGGAUCAAGAAGCUGCCCUACCUUCCAGAGCUGGGCUGGGGACACCACGAGAAGUAUAAUAUUCGUGUGGAAGACAUAAUGGUGCGGGAUGUGCGGUACAUCACUCUAAACUGCUGCUAUCGAGACCUGCAUAACGUCCUGCUGACGGGCCACCUCAAAACCCUGGCACUGGUGGAAUCAGCUGAGUCGAUGAUCCUGCUGGGAUCCAUCGAACGUGCCCAGCUCCAGUCACUGCUUUCCCAGCAGCUUGGUCGCCCAAGACGGCUGCAGUACAUCAGGGAGCGAGCUGCUGCAGAGAAGAAACGCCUGUCGGUUGUAUCAAACCCUGGCAGCGAGGACGACAGCCAACGGGCCAGUCAGGAAGUCCGCUUCCAGAUCUCUACUGAGGAAUCAUCCUUCAGUCCUACUCGUCCAGUUCCUUUGAAACCUCUCAAACCUGCUCUGAAGAGAUCCUCUGUGGUUGAGCGACCCACCGAGAUCCCCACCAAUGCACAUGAUAAUUCUGGCAUUACUUUAAAGAACCUGUUCUGUGCCAGUCCAGACACAGAAGGCCUGGAGAAAAACAACAACAUGGAGAGCCCCACGUCUCCUGAGCUCAGGAAGCCGUCCAAAAGAGUCAGGAUAUCCGUCGUGGAGCCACCACCCAGCUUAAAGAGUUUCUCUGGGGAUGAUGGAGAUAUGGAGGACGACAUGACCAUCAGAGAGAUUGCAGAAUGGGAGGAGAAGCAGCUUGAUGAGCAGGUCAACUUCAACAACUGCAAGAUCGACCCCGCCCCGUUCCAGCUGGUGGAGCGCACGUCGCUGCAUAAGACCCACACCAUCUUCUCCCUGCUGGGCCUCGACCAUGCCUACGUCACCAGCAUCGGACGUCUCAUCGGGGUGGUUUCUCUCAAAGAACUUCGCAAGGCCAUCGAAGGCUCUGUGACAGUGAAGGGUGUGAAGGUGCGUCCUCCUCUGGCCAGCUUCCGGGACAGCGGCACCAGCAGCAGUGAGAACGAGGCCACCGAGCUCCACAAGCUGUGGGACCGCCACAAGAGCAUGUCGCUGCCCCGUGAACACACCCCCUCUGAAUCCGACGAGAAAUCCCAGUGAGGGAAAGUAGAGAAGAAGAGCAGGUGGAGGAGGAGGUAGAGGAGGAGUGAGGCAUUGAGGUCUUUAAUCCCCCAAAGCCACAAACAUGCAAAAAUCCUCAGGGCUUAGGAUCAAUAUUUAAUUCUGGAAAGAGUUCUACUGCUACGCCAGCCUCCUUUCGACUCCUCAUCUACUCCUCUUCCUCCCCCUCCACCAUCACUCCGCUUCCUGGACCACCCAGUACUUUCUCCUGGAGCCUUGCACUGACCAAGCCAGACACUCCGCAGGACGGUGGAACACAACUCAACCUGUGCCCUGCUCUCCAUUUUCCCUCGGGAACCCAUGGCAGAGUGAAUGUGGAUCAGGGAGGGGGGAAAAGACACAUGUUGGCUGAAUCCAACAAGGGACUGGGAAUGGGCUGAAAUCUUUAAAAAGGGAUUUUUUUAGCAGACUUUGUUUAGCCUGUGUAUCUUUAGAGUCGAGAUCAAAGUUUGGACCUGCAAGAGUUUUCUCUUGAUUGAGUCUUCCACUUGAGCAGAGAAAUUCAGCAAUGAUGACAAGGAAGAAUAAUGUAUGUGUGUACUCUUAAGUGUGAGUGUAUGAAAUGAGAAGAUGUGAGUGUGCAUGACAAAGGAGGUAGCAAACGGCUAUUUCUUAUACAAUUUUUUAUUGCCUUUAGAACACAUUUCAGUCUCUGUUUUUCAGCUUGAAUAAUUUAAUUUCUGACUGAUCAGGUGGUCUGGGUUUAACUGGAUUUUGCCAUGGCACCGUUUCUUUGGAAAUCACUAAAGUUUGACCCACUGUCAAGCAUUGGACCCAAAUAAGGACAGAUGCCUUAGUUCUCUGUAUUUUCAUGGUUCAGUUACUCCUCUUCUCCUUGCUCUUCAGUGUAAGUCUUAAUGAUCAGGUUGAGAGUACAGUCUAUGCAAGCAGACAUGCAUGUUGGCGGUGGCAGAAGCACCUGUAGCUCUUUUCAUAACGCACACACUCCUUUCAUACUGUAGCUACAGCCUUGAAUCACAAAGACACAUAGAGACACACACAAACAUUCCGUGGCGACGCACUCUGAGUGGAGGUUUUCUGCUUAUCUAAAUAUAGCUCUUAAUAACCGUUCCAGAGAAGGUUGGGGCGGAUGGAGAGGGCAGGAAGCGAGGGAGGGAGGAAGAGCAGGGAGCAAAUGGAAGGCUGAAAGAAUGAAGACAUCAUUGCCUAACCAGCUGCUCUGGGCCCUCUCAUCAAUCUGCCUUUGAUCACCCAUGUUAGAUAACCUGCAUUGCUAUCAGAGACACAGGAGCCCCACCACCAGCUGUAUGAUGUAAUGGUCCAGGGCUGAGGCAGCACUGGUCUCGACAUGUACAGCACUAGAUGCCAGUAUGUGUGCAGAAUCAGCAUGAUCAAUGUUGACCAGUAGUAUGAGUGAACUGAAGCAUGAUCCAGUGAGAUUAACUGGUGCAAAAAUGCUAAAGGAAAUCUAUAACUGACCAAUAGCAAGUAUUCAGUUUUAUAAGUCACCCCUUUGAACAAUGGAAGCGCAGCUCCUUACUACAGAAAAUUAGCACUCCAGCUACCAGCCCAACAUGGACGACCGUUCAAACCAGGAACUCUAGCCUUUAAUGUGGCAGCAUGGUUUCUGGUUCAGCAAGCAGCCUGACAUGACAGAUAACGUAUAAGUACUGUGUAUUUAAAAAUUCAUGUCUCUAUGUCUAUAACGCUUGAGGGUUGUCAUCGACGUAGGCUCUGCUCAUCGACAGAAAAACAUUGAUUUGUUUUCCCCAUCCCUCCAUCUCUUCCACUUCCAUGUUUUACUUAUCUUAGCUACUGACCCCAAAUACUAUAUGUCCUUGCACUCUUUUUUUGUUGUAUUUUUUAUUUACUUUUUCAUUUUUUAUUUUUUAGUGGACUAGGCAGGAUACCCACUACUUCCAUAGACUUUACACUACUGAUCAGAUGCCUUAAAAACUCACUCAUACCCAGCUUUGCUGUCUUUUUCUGCAUACGAUGCAUUGCAUGGAUUUUACUUUUGGUGGUGUCUUGUCUUGCUACAUGCCACUGAAAGUAAAAUACACACAGUAAAAUAGCAUGGCUUUGCAUGAGAGAGUGCACGUGGGUUUGUUUUAUGUGAUCAAACUGUACCAAAAACAAAAGCUUGACAGAAAUGAAAACUGGAGUGAGUGCUGUUCUCUUAUGUCUGCCUGUAUGUUAUAUGUGUCUUUACACUAUCUUAUUUUAUACUUACAGCAUCAGAUUAUUCCACUUUGAUUGACAUCUUCCAUUCAUCCAAUGAGCUUUAUAUAUUGCCUGAUUUGAAAUGGGGUUGGGUCUUUUCGUUAGCAAAGUGCUACUUACAGAUUAAUAUAUUUAACAUCAUUCCUGUAAUAUAAAAUCAUAAUUUAAUGUCUUAACCAAUCUUAAAUUGUUGACUGUUCUCUUUUUGAGAGAGAUUUUGGGGAUUGUUGUAUGAUGUUUGUUAUAUUUUUUUCACAUGAUGAUUCACAUGAUUUUUUAUGUUGAUUUUCAUGCUGUCCAUUUCUACUAAGACAUUUAUUUGUAAAGUGCAGAUGACACUAACAGGAUGAAGGCUCACAAUGGCCGCCUGAUAGGAAAGCAAAAGAAAUGUAAUUGUGAGGCUGAAUGUUUAAGGGUCCAGCAUGUGGUCUGUUAGCAACAUAUUCAUUCCACAAGUGCCUGCAUGAAUUCCUCCUCUUUAUCAACAGGAAUAAGCAAUCCGCACCAAAGUGUUUGGAUCUGGUUUUCAAGUCAUAUGCAUGUAGACAAGGCACUUUUCUCACACACCUGUGCAAAUGUGGAAGCAGGGUGGUUGAUGUGUCAGUGUGGUGUGCAAUUAUCACCAUGGCAACCUGUUGUCGUCGUCACACACGCUCUUACCUCCCACCCCACCACACACACACACACACACACGGGGACUGACCGAGAUCCACUCGUCUGAUUUGGUUCCGUUCAUUUGUUUGUGCUUUUUAUCGAUUUUCAUUACUCUGCCUUCUGCCAGAGCCUUCCCCUCCACGGACUCUUCAGCUCUUUUCAUUUCAUUUGCUACCAGACAGAUAUAGACCGAGGUAGAUGCAUAUUUAUUAGUCUGUAUUAAUCAAAAGUAGAAGUUUUGUUUUUCAUUCUUUUUAUGGAUGAUCUACUUGUUGGUAAUCAAUUUGUGCAAUAACGGUUGUUCAUCUCACUUUGUAACCCAGUUUUAAUUGAUGACAUGUAUGCAAGAUAACCUUAUUUUUGUAAAGAAACCUGAAAAGUGUAAAAAGAUGUAUGUAUAUGAGGAGAUCUGAUGCUCACACAGGAGCUUGAGUGUGAUAAAGUGAUGUUUGGUUUAAGAGGAAGGUUUCCCAGAAGCCUCAGUAAAAGCUGUUAGAAACUGACUAGAGUCAGCAUUGAAAUAUUUAAGACUCUGUUUGCACCUUUAGGCGUUCAAUUCAAGUAGAAAAAUGGCUUUGACUCUUCAGUUUGGCUUUGGGAAACCGUCUAGUCUUAACAGGCUCUCUGGUGAAUCCUGCUGCAUGGACUGUAGCUGGCGCUCUUAUACAAGAAUCCUUUAAGCACUGAUGCUGGGUCAGUUUUAUCAUGCUCCCCUCUAUCCUCUUCAGUCUGAGGGGCUUUGAUAAGACCCGAUCUUCACAUCAGCUUUUGAGGGUUAUCUUUUAUCCACUCCUUAGGGCUCUUAGGGACUGUACAUUGUACAUACUAGAGGCCCCCUCUAUGGCAAACCCUGAAGGCCAAACCAGACGGAGCUGAACAAAAUCCAGAGCUAUUUUUCACACAGAAAAAUGAAACAUUGUUUUGUAUAUCAGGGAUGAAUAAAUGAGAUUUUAACAAACAA